Molecule: messenger RNA, 531 nt
Organism: Suillus plorans
Lineage: Eukaryota; Fungi; Basidiomycota; Agaricomycetes; Boletales; Suillaceae
Exons: 3
Coding region: 1-531 (176 amino acids)
Source: RefSeq, a predicted model, not a curated record
AUGACCUCGACUGCAAGCCAACUGGAACAAAGCCUUAGAAAACUUCAGAUCUCAGAGUCUGACUCACAAAAAACGUCUACCGCGGUGCAGUGGGUGCCCUCCAAAUACAGCUCAGACGUAUCUCAGUACGUUCUCCUAAGGCCUCCCCGGCCUCCAUGCGGCAAUCGUCGGCUGUUUGGGUUUCCUAUUGUCAAGAGGGAACUUUGGAACAUGGGGACCAUUGCUUUCCACCAUGUUCGGCCAGGCAAAACUUUACCAGACAACAAUGCCUACAUCGCCAUGAAUUCCCUUACAUUUCUCAAGGUAUAUCUCGGUCUUCACUUUUGUACUUUGGCGUUCGGAAAGGUGGUUGGAGACUCGAAGAAUAUCCCAUCAGAGUGCAUGUCGUUGGGAGACGUGCUAUUGUUAGUGUUGUGGAGGGAUACAGAAUCCGAGUCGAUCUGUCCGACACCAAGUCAAGUGCGAUCCUUGGAGUUGAAGCUUAAUCGCUCACCGGGAUGGUGGGUAGAAGUCCCAGCAUUUUAUGAAUAG